Molecule: messenger RNA, 1401 nt
Organism: Yarrowia lipolytica CLIB122
Lineage: Eukaryota; Fungi; Ascomycota; Dipodascomycetes; Dipodascales
Biological process (GO): protein import into mitochondrial matrix
Cellular component (GO): TIM23 mitochondrial import inner membrane translocase complex
Source: RefSeq, a predicted model, not a curated record
AUGCACAGUCUACUGCGAGCAGCCCAGAUUGCACGGGUGGCACGUCCCGGUGUCAAGCGGGCCAUGACCCCCGCCGUGCGAUUCUACUCGGACAAAAAAACCGAGAAAUCCGACCAACCGUUCCAGAGCUCUUUGCUGAACGACGAUUUGCUGGCCCAGGCCGGUAUGGACGUUGAUGAGUCCAAGGGCAAGAGCAAGCCUGCUGCUGAGGGCAAGUCCGAGGGUGCUGCCGAGGGAGCUACUGAGGACGAUGUCACAGACGAGCAGCGAGCCCGAUGGGCCGGAACUGCCAAGAAGUCCACCGACCAGACCUCCAAGCAGGAGUCUCGAGAGCGAAUUGCCGGCUACGGAUACUACGCCUUCUUUGCUGGAUCAGCAGCUUUCGCCGCCUACCUGGCCCGAGACUGGGACAAUGAGGAGGACAAGAAGAAGCAUGAUACCAUUGGCCAGGGAUACACCCCCAUGCUCAUGUGGGCCCGUCUCAAGGCUCGAAUCGGAGACACCUUUUCCUUCUACCGAGACCCCGUGGCUCCCGUUCUUCUCCCCGAUCCCCCUGCUCCCCCGUACCAGCGACCUUUGACGCUUGUUAUUGCCCUCGACGAUCUGCUUGUCCACCAGGAGUGGAGCAGAGAGCAUGGCUGGCGAGUGGCAAAGCGACCUGGCGUUGACUACUUCCUGGGCUACCUCGGCCAGUACUAUGAGAUUGUUCUUUUCUCUUCUCAGUACAUGGCCAACUGCGAGAAGCUCAUCAUGAAGCUUGAUCCCUACCACGCCUGGUUCUCCCACGUUCUGACCCGAGAGCACACCACUUACGAGGACGGUAAGCUGGUCAAGGACCUGUCUCUGAUGAACCGAGAUAUGGGCAAGAUCAUCAUCAUCGACCCCGAUACCGGAUGCACCAUGAAGCAGCCCGAGAACUCCAUCCCCAUCGAGCCCUGGAAGGGAACUCCCGGCGACAAGGAGCUGGUCAAGUUGAUCCCCUUCCUGGAAUGGCUGGUGUCUCAGAACGUGAACGACGUUCGACCCAUUCUUAAGGCCUUUGAUGGCACCUAUCUGCCUGACGAGUUCACCCGACGAGAGGCCAUUGCCCGAGAAAAGUUCGAAAAGGACUGGUACGCCAAGCACGGAAAGGACGGCCAGUGGGCCUCCAAGUUCCUGGGUGUCUCCGAGCCCAAGCAGCAGAAGCCUCUGAUGCCCCACGACGUGAUGCGACGAGAGGGCCAGAAGCAGUACCAGAAGUUCCUGGAGUACCUGGCCGUUGAGGGCCCCAAGCUCAAGGCCGAGGAGGAGCGAAUGAUUGCUGAGCAGAAGGCUAUGGGACCUAAGAACCUGUCGGAGGCUGUCUCCAGCAUUGGUUCUCUACCUCCUGUGCCCCAGCAGCCCACUGAGCCCAAAGCUUAG